GUCGACAGGGGUGUUUGAAAUCGAUGGAGUUUUGGUUGAACCAGAGGUAAAAUAGAAUUUUACUAUAAAACUCAAAUAGUAGCUACAAAUGAUAAUUUUUAAAAUUUAUUUAUAUAAUAUAUAUGAUAAAUGUACUGAACUAGUUACACCAGGUGAUUUUUCCUAUUUUAUGGAGUAACAUAAAACAUAACAAAAGAUGUACUCCAUUUGAAAUGGAUAAAGAUAAAAAGGGAACCGCCCCAGGCAUAAAAAGUUAAAAAGGAGGAAGAGUGAGGAAUUCCCAAGCCAUACAGUAGUGUUUAUAGAUACGGGAGGCAAGUCGAGAGCGUUUGGAUGAUCAACAGUGGACAUGGCCCAAGCUUCAACUCCGCAACCUUCUUGGUUCACUCCCAAAAGGUUACUAGCCAUAUUCUGUAUAAUCAACUUGUUAAAUUAUGUGGAUCGAGGAGCUAUAGCGAGCAACGGUGUUAAUGGGAAACGCAGUGAGUGUACUAAGAGCGGUACAUGCUCUUCUGCCAGUGGAAUCCAGGGUGAUUUUAAUUUGAGCAAUUUCCAGGAUGGUGUCAUAUCAUCUGCUUUCAUGGUUGGGCUUCUUUUGGCAUCUCCAAUAUUUGCUUCCUUAGCCAAGAGUGUUAAUCCAUUUAGACUUAUUGGAGUUGGACUGACAGUCUGGACCUUUGCUACUGCUGGUUGUGGCCUGUCAAUUGAUUUCUGGUCCAUUACCAUCUGCAGAAUGCUGGUGGGUGUUGGCGAGGCAUCUUUUAUAAGCCUUGCUGCUCCAUUCAUUGAUGACAAUGCCCCAGUUGAUCAGAAAACAGCAUGGCUGGGAAUAUUUUACAUGUGUAUACCAACUGGGAUUGCUGUUGGUUAUGUAUAUGGCGGAUUGGUUGGAAGUCUUCUUAAUUGGCGUUGGGCGUUCUGGAUAGAGGCAUUGCUGAUGCUUCCUUUUGCAAUUUUGGGUUUUGUGAUGAAACCGUUGCAAUUGAAAGGGUUUUCGCACACCGGAUCAAAAAGACCAUUGACUUCUGUGCAGACUUCUUGCCCAGAAGCAGUUGCUUCACCUAGUCAAGAUGGUUCAUUCCAAACAAGGAAUGUUUCCAAGGAUGAUUCAAAAGGUGCACCCAGAAUUUUGAAUCAGUUGACAAGAUUUUGGAAGGAUAUGAAGGUGCUUUUGCUUGAAAAGGUCUACGUCGUGAAUGUUCUAGGAUACAUAGCAUAUAAUUUUGUCAUUGGUGCAUACUCGUAUUGGGGACCAAAGGCUGGUUACUACAUAUACCACAUGAACAAUGCAGAUCUGAUGUUUGGAGGUAUUACUAUCGUAUGUGGAAUAGUUGGAACCUUAGCAGGAGGUUUUGUUCUGGAUCUAAUGACUUCCACGAUAUCCAAUGCCUUUAAGCUUCUUUCAGUGGCAACAUUUUUUGGAGCAAUAUUUUGCUUUGCGGCCUUUUGUUUUAAGAGCUUGUAUGCCUUCAUCGCUCUUUUUGCAAUAGGAGAAUUGCUUGUAUUUGCAACACAGGGCCCAGUAAAUUAUGUCUGUCUGCAUUCCGUCAAACCAAGUUUGAGACCGUUGUCUAUGGCUAUGUCCACUGUUUCAAUUCACAUAUUCGGUGAUGUGCCUUCCUCUCCUCUUGUGGGGGUUCUCCAGGAUCACAUUAAUAACUGGAGAGUUACUGCUUUAAUCCUGACAUCGAUUUUGUUUCUGGCCUCUGGAAUAUGGGUUGUAGGUAUCUUUCUUCAUAGUGUUGAUAGAUUUAAUGAAGAAAAUGAGCAUCAAGUUAAUGUUGCUGACAGUUCAAACACAAUUCCACUACUUGAGGAGAAAUCUACAACUUAAAGUCUUUGCUAAAUCUUGGUUUGUCGUUUUUAGUUGUUCCUCUUUUAUCAUUUCCUUUUGGGACUUGCAAAUUUGCUAUGUAAUUUCUUUGAUACUUAGCUUGUGUUUACAUUCUUUUCGAAUUGCUAAAGGAAAAAAUACUUAUACUUGAUGCAUCAAGGGAGGCUUGUUGCCUCUCCAGUGCAGUAAACCUGGUGGUCAAGGGGCCACAGUUUGAAGUUCGAACAGUAAUAUUCACAAGUUCC
Molecule: messenger RNA, 2079 nt
Organism: Lycium ferocissimum
Lineage: Eukaryota; Viridiplantae; Streptophyta; Magnoliopsida; Solanales; Solanaceae
Product: probable sphingolipid transporter spinster homolog 2
Exons: 16
Coding region: 350-1834 (494 amino acids)
Biological process (GO): transmembrane transport
Cellular component (GO): membrane
Molecular function (GO): transmembrane transporter activity
Source: RefSeq, a predicted model, not a curated record